Messenger RNA from Arabis nemorensis, 255 nucleotides. The record is from the annotation of a GenBank genome assembly. NCBI's taxonomy places the organism in Eukaryota, Viridiplantae, Streptophyta, Magnoliopsida, Brassicales, Brassicaceae.
AUGAGCAAGCAUUGGACUCAUUCCUUUACGGCGCAUCAGAUGGGAUGUUGCCGUAUGGGUGCCACGGAAAAGGAAGGAGCCAUUGAUGGAUAUGGAGAGAGCUGGGAAGCAGAAGAUUUGUAUGGUUGUGAUGCAAGUGUUAUCCCAACGGCUAUUGGUGUUAAUCCAAUGAUCACCAUUCAGUCCACUGCUUACUGCAUAUCCAAAAGAAUAGCCGAGUUAAUGGAGAGGAACAAGAAGACUAAGAAUGACUGA